GCAAAAAUGGCGGCGGCCAGGUGCGGGAGGCUUGUGUUCCGCGGCCCGGGGCUGUCACUGCACACGGCGGCCGAGGCCGCGGCCAGGACUCCGGAUGUGGCAGUGGCCCCCUUAGCGCGCUACCCGCCGAUUGUGGCCUCCAUGACUGCAAAGAGCAAGGCUGCACGACAGCGGCGAGUGGAGCGAUGGCAGGCGGCGGUACACGCGGCCGAGUCGGUGGACGAGAAGCUGCACAUCCUCACCAAGAUGCAGUUCAAGAAGUACAUGGUUUACCCGCAGACCUUCUCUCUGAAUGCCGACCGCUGGUAUCAGGGCUUCACCAAGACCGUGUUCCUGUCUGGUCUGCCCCCGCCGCCCGCCCAGCCGGCGCCUGCGCCUGCCCUGGACCUGGGGGCCCUCCGUGCGGUGGCCUGUGAAUGCCUUCUGCAGGAGCACUUCUUCCUGCGGCGCAAGCGGCGGGCGCCCAUUUACCAGGAGCGUGAGGCGAUCGCCUCGCCCUUCCUGGAUCAGCUGGUGGCCGCCCUCGUGGGCCUGCUCAGCCCGCACAACCCGGUCCUGGCUGCCGCGGUCCUCGAUAAUAAACGCCCAGUUCACUUUUACUGGAUGCGGGGUGAGGAAAUUAUUCCUUGUGGUCAUCGGAAAGGUCGAGUUGAUGCUUUGCGAUACCAAAUAAAUGAUAAACCACACAACCAGAUUCGGAUAUCCAAGCAGCUUCCAGAGUUUGUGCCACUGGAUUAUUCUGUUCCUGUAGAGAUCCCAGUUAUGAGUUGUAAGCCAGACAAACUUCCAUUAUUCAAGCAAUAUGAAAAUACCAUAUUUAUUGGCUCAAAGACAGCAGAUCCACACUGUUAUGGUCAUACCCAGUUUCAUCUGUUACCUGACAAAUAUAAAAGGGAAAGACUUUUGAAACAGAACUGUGCUGAUCAGAUAGAGGUGGUUUUUAGAGCGAAUGCUAUUGCAAGCCUUUUUGCUUGGACUGGAGCACAAGCUAUGUAUCAAGGUUUCUGGAGCCAAGCAGAUGUUACUCGUCCUUUUGUCUCCCAGGGUGUGAUCACAGAUGGAAAAUACUUUUCCUUUUUCUGCUACCAGUUAAAUACCUUGGCGCUGACUACCCAAGCUGAUCAGAAUAACUCUCGUAAAAAUAUAUGUUGGGGGACACAAAGUAAGCCUCUUUAUGAAACAAUUGAAGACAAUGAUGUGAAAGGUUUUAAUGAUGAUGUUCUACUUCAGAUAGUUGACUUUCUUCUGAAUAGACCAAAAGAAGACAUAUCACAGCUGUUGGAAGAGUAAGGAAUGGCAUUUCAUUCAGCACUCUGAUUAAUUUCACUGAAGGGACAGUAAAAGGAAUUUUGAUGAUGGGGCUUACACUGUCAAAUAUUAAAUGUUUUUGAUAUUUUAAGGUGAAGAUUUCUCAUGUUAACCUAGGAUUAGACCUCAUUUUGUUCAAAAUAAACAAUUUAUAAAAUUGAGGUUUUGUUGUAGAUAAAGUAUGUUGAUUUAAACACUUUAUUCAUACACGACUGAUGAUAUCAAUUGAGCUGUCUGCAAUAUCUGUCAUUAAUUGCACGUGAUUGUAAAAGUAACAUGGAAAAUAAUUCAAAUGCUUAAGAAUAUGUAGAUGUUUUAGUUUCCUUAUUUUUUUAUUAAUAACAUGGUAUAAUUUUGUCUGUGCAAACCCCUUUAAAACAUUAAUAGUAUUUUACACAUGUGGGAACCAGUCCAGAGGAGUUAUGACAUUUCCACAUUUUCACGGAUGAUUAGUAAUGAAACAGAUGAAUUUUAUGCAACUUAGAUUAUUAGCACUUACAAGAAAUACUAACAUAUUUCAGUUAGUGCUAUUUUCUCUAUCCCAAGGAUUACAAAACUAGUUUUGCUGUGUUUCAAAAUCAGUUGUCAGUUGACAAAAUAAUCUUAUUGAGAAUUAAGACUCAUUCAGAACAUUUUUAAUGAGAAAAAAUUAUUUUUGUGUGAUCAUGCUUAACAUUUCUUAUUUUAUAUUGUCUCCUAUUGUGAAUAUUUAAAUAUCCAUUAUGUACAGUAGUUAUGUGAUGAAUAAUUGUUAUUCUCCCUCCCUCCCUCUCCCCUUCCUUCCAUGCUUUCCUAGAAGCCUGCAGGUUAUUUGCCAAAAAUGAUUGUGAAACUGAAGGAAUAUCAUUUGAAAAAUAUACCUCUGCUCAGUUAAGUGCUUGCUUUGCAAGGCAUUGUUCUGUUUUAUAAUAGUCUACUGCUGUGUUUCUCCCAGAAUGCCAUGCAAUUUCACUUCAUUCUUUUUUUAACCUGUUUACAAAGUUUGGGAUACAGUUUUCUAUCCUUGGUUGUGUCUAUUCUGACCUGUCUGUUGUAUUCUCAUUUAUCUGUCAUGGGAAGAUGGAGAUGUAUAAAGCAUACAUGUACCAAGCUUCAGGUAAAUUAUUACUAAUCUUGGCUCUCACUUUCUAAUUUAAGAGAAGAAUUUGAGUUACCUCCCUUGAUUUCUGCUUCCAUAAAACAAAAUCAUCUCAGGAAAUUAAUUGUAAGAGUUAGUAUUUGUGAAAGUGCUUUUAAAAUACUAUGUAAUUAAAAUAUGUAGGUUCAGUUGAAAUACCAUUUCUUUUUCUAAGCUGAUUAUAUUUAAUUACCCCAUCCUUUGAAUAUGUGUACCUCUAUGAUAGCACCGGUUUCAUUCUCUUGUAACAACGCUCUAAUUACAAAUGGAGAACACAUACAUUCCACAUAUACAUACCUAUGCCUAUAGGUCAGAACUUAAUAUAACACUAUAUUCUAGAGCUUGGUCUAAAUGUGUUUGUGUGUAUAUAUAUGUUUGUGUAUAUAUAUA
This is a messenger RNA of Talpa occidentalis (Iberian mole), 2815 nucleotides long. RefSeq names its product mitochondrial ribosomal protein S30 (gene MRPS30). Gene Ontology annotation, molecular function: structural constituent of ribosome. Gene Ontology annotation, cellular component: mitochondrion; mitochondrial large ribosomal subunit; ribosome. NCBI's taxonomy places the organism in Eukaryota, Metazoa, Chordata, Mammalia, Eulipotyphla, Talpidae. The record is from RefSeq and is a predicted model, not a curated record. Gene Ontology annotation, biological process: translation.